This is a messenger RNA of Nylanderia fulva, 966 nucleotides long. RefSeq lists its product as uncharacterized. Gene Ontology annotation, molecular function: ribosome binding; translation initiation factor activity. Lineage: Eukaryota; Metazoa; Arthropoda; Insecta; Hymenoptera; Formicidae. The record is from RefSeq and is a predicted model, not a curated record. Gene Ontology annotation, cellular component: mitochondrion. Gene Ontology annotation, biological process: mitochondrial translational initiation; ribosome disassembly.
UGAUAAUAUUUUAUUCUUGUUUUUAAAUUGAGUGAAAUAAUGAACCAUAUGACAUCUGUCAAACACGUGUGAAUCCGCGUAUAAGUGAGGUUAGGCGCGAACAAUUAUAGGUUACGUUCGCUAGCAGAACGAAAAACCAAGACUGCCGAGGUAUGGCUGCCUCCAGGUUACUGAUGGCUUUACGAGACGCCGUAUACCGCGCCUGGGAUUUCAAUCAGUGUUGCGUGACAAGUGACUUACGGAACGUAUCUCGAACAUUUAGCAAUAAGUCUGUAUUCGACGAUGUCGGCGGCGUUGUGACUGAGAAGAAGCAAAGACCGAAGACGGUGCCGGUACCGAAGAUCACGUUGCUGUCACCGGACGACAGGAUGACGGUGACCGUGCUAGAGGAGGCUCAACGUCUGGCAAAACGUCGCAAAUUUGUCCUCGUCAAGAUCAGCGAUCUUGACAGUAAGACGCAACGACCGGUCUACAAACUGACGAGUAGCAUCCUUGACAAGGAGGAGGACGUCACGGAGAACGUCGAGGCUGAUGGCAAAGACAAGCAGAGAUUUAAGGAAACUAAAAUAUUCUUCAUAUCUGCGAAAAUCGCCGAGAACGACCUAUUGACGAAGACCAAAAAUAUGGUGAAGCUGUUGGAGAAGGAACACAAGGUUAAGAUUGUCAUCACCCUGGAUGGUAUCAGUGAGGCUAAGGCACAAAAUGUUAUAGAGGAUGCAGUGAAAAAAUAUGGCAGCGUUCAACGAAUGCCAUCAAAGAAAAAUGUUAUUUUACUCUUAAUAAAUCCUGUGUUAAGUGAGAAUAAAGACAAUUCUGUAGAUAAUAAAGAAGAAAUUAGUGGCCUCUAGUACAAUUAAAAAUUGAUAACGUACGUGUGAUAAGGUUUGAUGAGUUGCACACUAAUUUAACAUAAUUGUCAGUGAGAAAAAAGAAUAAAUUCUGUAUACAUAUAAAGGAUAAGAUAUA